AUGGCAUCAAUGCUAGUGCUGUUGUUCCUGGCUGCAGUACUGCCCCCAUCCCUUCUUCAAGAUGACUAUGAGAAUAAUGGUCUUGAGGUUUUGUCAACCACAAAAACAUCAGUCCAGGAAGAGAUUGUAAACAAGCACAACGAAUUGAGACGAAUGGUUUCUCCAUCUGCUAGUGACUUACUAAAAAUGGAAUGGAACUAUGAUGUUCAAGUGAAUGCUCAAGAUUGGGCAGACAAGUGCACAUACAGUCACAGUCCUAUAGAACUCAGGACAACCAAUUUAAAAUGUGGUGAGAAUUUGUUCAUGUCAAAUUACCUUGCACCGUGGUCUUCUGUAAUCCAAGACUGGUAUGAUGAAGUCAAUGAUUUUGCCUUUGGUUCAGGCCCAAAGGAACGUGGUAGUAAAGUUGGACAUUAUACUCAGGUUGUUUGGAAUUCAACUUUUCAAGUUGCAUGUGGAGUUGCUGAAUGCCCUGGAAACUCAUUGAGAUUCUUAUAUGUUUGUCAGUAUUGUCCUGCUGGCAAUUAUGUAAGAAGACUAUAUACACCUUACACAAAAGGAGAACCUUGUGCCAGUUGUCCUGAUGACUGUGAAGAUGGGCUGUGCACCAAUAGUUGUGGAGAAGAAGAUAGAUAUUCUAACUGUGGAGACCUGAAGAAGAUGCUAACCUGUGACGAUCAAAUUCUUAAAGAAGGUUGCAAAGCAACCUGCCUCUGUGAAGGCAAAAUUCAUUAAAUUUCCAGUACACACUAUCAAGACCAUGUAGAGAAAGACUAUACCCUCUAAAUAUGCUUAUCAGAUCCCACACAAAUGUAUAGGUUUAGUUCAUUGAAAUAUUUCCAAAUGGUAAUGAUUUUGUAUCUUUUUCUAUGUCUUUCUAUUUUUCCGAAAUUGUUUACUCCCAAAUAUUUUAAAAUAACAAAGUCUACCUUUGGACCUUGACAUAUGAAAUCUGAGACACAUUUAUGGAGUCAAAUCUAGUCCACGAUUACAUAUUGUCUGUAUGACAAAAGUAACUAAAACUGUGGCUUGAAAAUACAAAUCAUGUUCCCAGAACACAAUGAAGUAAGGGAACAGACAGCAUAUAGUUCCUCUGUAAUGGUCAGUCAUUUUUUUUCUAGCUCUACCUAGUUAACUAUCUCUUGAGAAACAUUCACGUUGUCUUAUUUUUUUUUCAUGAUUCAUUAUUCUCCACAUUCAUCAUAAUCAGUGGUUUAAAUUCUAAACUACUAUUAUCAUUUUAGUUGUUGGGUCUUUUAAGAAUGAUAUUAAAAUGUACCUUAAUG
Molecule: messenger RNA, 1286 nt
Organism: Arvicanthis niloticus (Nile rat)
Lineage: Eukaryota; Metazoa; Chordata; Mammalia; Rodentia; Muridae
Product: cysteine-rich secretory protein 1-like
Cellular component (GO): extracellular region
Source: RefSeq, a predicted model, not a curated record